Messenger RNA from Didymosphaeria variabile, 975 nucleotides. RefSeq lists its product as uncharacterized. Bases 1 to 975 code for a protein of 324 amino acids. NCBI's taxonomy places the organism in Eukaryota, Fungi, Ascomycota, Dothideomycetes, Pleosporales, Didymosphaeriaceae. The record is from RefSeq and is a predicted model, not a curated record. The transcript is spliced from 6 exons.
AUGUCUGCGCCAAAUUCCUCCGCUGGCAACACGUUCGAGGAUCUCAGCGGAGUAGCGACAGCCGCCUUCAGCAACCCCUACGAUGCCUUGAUCUCGGCUUCAGAGGAUGACCCUAUCCAAAUGCAAGCCCGCUACACUACACACAGGAACACGAGGAACAGUCAGCAGAAAGCCAAGAUGCUCGACAAGGAAUUUUCUGGACCUGACAUUGACCCCAUUCUACUGAGGCUGAGCGAUGUCACUGUAGAGCCAGGCUAUGUUGACCCAAGACACUGUCUGGUGUUCUGGGGACGUCCAAGCGACAAGGUCAAAAACCUGAUCAGCCGUGUUCAGCAGGAAUUGCUUGCAGUAGCUCCAAAUCUCUGGGUCAUGCCCCAGGAUUGCCUACAUAUCACUGCCUUGGAAGUUACUCACUCAAAGAAGGCUGAGGAGAUUCAGCAGAUCGUCGAUUCCGUAGGAGACAAGAUUCCCGCCAUUACUAACUUCACCUUCCAUCAUCGAGCUCGAUUGAUCAAACCCAUGAUCGGAUUUGACGCAUCAGCGCUAGCGCUGAGCUUCGUGCCUGCAGCAGGGGAACCGUCGGCGUUGGGAAGGACGAAACAAGAUGACAAGUAUACAUAUCAUCAUCUACGGCGUGACUUGUACACUCUCUGUCAGGAAAUUGGAGUCGCUGUCGAUUCGAGAUACGUUGUGCCUUCCAGCCAUCUAACCAUUGGGCGCUUCAUCAAGUCGAGCGAUUUCAACGACGGAAAGGGAACCUAUGACCCACAGAAGAUGCAAGCAUUCAUCGAAAAAGUUGAGGAGAUCAACGCAUGGCUCGAACAGGAGUUCUGGCCGGAGCACAAUGGUGGUAAAGUGCUGCCCGGAGCAGAUUGGAUAGUGGGAGAGGAGCAGGGCCUCAAUUGCCGUGAGUCAUUAAUAAAGACGCAUGGGUAUGGCGGGGGCGAUUCUCUUCAUCAAGGCAAGGGCUUCUAA